AUGCAUUUCAUAAUAUAUCCAGUUGGUCUCACCAUCAUUUUGGCUUUUCAUUCAGUACCUCUCGUCGUCAAGCUGACUUCCUACUUCUACAACACCCGAGCUAAGCAAAAGAUAGCUAUGGAAAGGAUUGAGCAAAACCAGACUGCCAUGCAAAAGGAGAUGGAUCUAGUGAGGGCCCAACUAGGGCAACUCAUGGACAUCAUGCAGAACGUCAUCCAUCGACAAGAAGAGAAUCGUCAGGCUAACCCAGGGGCCAAUGUCAACAUGAACGCUGCUAAUCCCAUCAUAGGGAAUGGGGUCCCGAUCGCCAAUCAAACCCAUGUAGAAGGGAUGCCUAACAAUCCAAAUGUUGCUAACACUUACCAUGUCCCUAUCCAUGGGGGUUCCCAAGCUGGUACAGAGGACCACGACAGAGACUUCUUCAUGCAUAGGAACGAGUCAGUGUACGAACCUUUCGGGCCACCACAGAAUGAGCUUGAAAGGAAACUCAAGAUGAUGGACGAAAGAGUCAGAGCCAUUGAGGGCCCUAACACCUUCGGGCUGGAGGCUGCAGAUAUGUGCUUAGUCCUAUGGAUCAAGAUCCCAGAUAAGUUCAAAGUACCCACCUUCGAGAAAUAUCAAGGAAAUACCUGCCCCAAGACCCAUGUCAGGUCUUACUGCAGGAAAAUGGCUGCUUAUUCGGGCGAUGAAAAAUUACUGAUACAUCUCUUUCAAGACAAUCUUAGCAGAGCAUCCCUCGAAUGGAACAUGCAGCUUGAACGCUCGCAUGUGCGUUCUUGGAGAGAGUUAGAUGAAGCUUUCUUGAAGCACUACCAGUAUAACACUGACAUGGCGCCAAAUAGGACGCAACUUCAGAGCUUGGCUCAGAAAUCUAAAGAAUCCUUCAAAGAAUACGAACAGCGUUGGAGGGACCUAGCUGCUAGGGUCCAGCCACCUAUGCUUGAGAAGGAACCGGUUGAUAUGUUCAUGGGGACACUUCAGGGGCCCUACUAUGAGAAGCUGGUAGGGAGUACAUCGGCUGGGUUCUCUGAUCUGGUCAUUGCUGGCGAAAGGAUUAAGAGCGGUGUAAAGGCUGGAAAAAUCCCGAGCCUUGCUAAUGUUGCCAAUGGGGCGAAGAAACCUUAUAGUAGGUUUCCCAAGAAAAAAGAGGGAGAGACCAACGCUGCAUCAACCUCCAAGGGGAAGGGUAAAGCUUACCGAACCCCAUAUUAUCAAGCUCAGGGAAGCCAGGCCUCCGCCGUUCCCACUCCCACCAGGCUACAACGCAAAUGUACGAUGUGA
Messenger RNA from Lathyrus oleraceus (garden pea), 1281 nucleotides. RefSeq lists its product as uncharacterized. Lineage: Eukaryota; Viridiplantae; Streptophyta; Magnoliopsida; Fabales; Fabaceae. The coding region runs from base 1 to 1281 and encodes 426 amino acids. The record is from RefSeq and is a predicted model, not a curated record. The transcript has a single exon.